This is a messenger RNA of Drosophila grimshawi, 2063 nucleotides long. RefSeq names its product zinc finger protein 558. Gene Ontology annotation, molecular function: zinc ion binding; RNA polymerase II transcription regulatory region sequence-specific DNA binding; DNA-binding transcription factor activity, RNA polymerase II-specific. The transcript is spliced from 5 exons. Lineage: Eukaryota; Metazoa; Arthropoda; Insecta; Diptera; Drosophilidae. The record is from RefSeq and is a predicted model, not a curated record. Gene Ontology annotation, biological process: regulation of transcription by RNA polymerase II. Bases 52 to 2043 code for a protein of 663 amino acids. Gene Ontology annotation, cellular component: nucleus.
GCACUAGGUCUGCAAUGCGACGUCACAAAUAAGAAAAGAAAUAGCUUAAAAAUGAAAUGCGCGGUGCACAAUUGCACAAACAAGUUCAAGUCAAAACAAAAACACUCCGAACAGUUGAGCUUCUUUAGCUUUCCGAAAAACCCAGAUAUUUUGAAAAAAUGGGUUGCGUUUUGCCGCAAAAGCAGCAGAGACAAACUGAAGGCAACGGCAAAGAGCGUCAUUUGCAAUGAGCACUUUAAAGAGGACGAUAUCCAAGGAGCAUUACAAUUUCAAAUGGGAUUGUGCUCAAAGCGAACACUGAGACCAGGCGCCGUGCCCUGCAUCAACAACAACGAUAUAAGUGCGCUCGAACGAGAGCGAUCCGAAAAGAAGAAGAACAAAAAGUUGGUCGCUGAACUGCUCGAAGAGGCGUCGGCGCGGGAGGCGGCUGAGGCAAGCGGAGCAAUUGUAAUCGCUCCGAACUUUAUCAGAAACACCGGCAUUAACUCUGUCCCUGAUUUUGUUAGUGCCACAGGCAAUGCAUUCGUUCCAUUUACACCCACGCCCAUUGAACACGAUCCACUCGCCGAAGAGCUGGACUGCAGCACUAAGAGCAGUGGCCAGGAUCAAAGGCUUGUUGAACAAAAGAGAUGUCGCACCUGCUUUGCACAAUUUGUAUUGGAUGAGAGCUCGAAAGAUCUGUGUGACUCGCAAAACGCUGUGAUGUUAUAUCACAUCGAAGUUAUUACUGGAAUUUGGAUUCAGUGCAAAGAUGAAGGUUCUGCCGUGAUGUGUUCAAGCUGCGUUGCCAAUCUGCGCACAGCAAUUGCAUUUCGGGAAGCGUGUAUACGAACGGAACUACAACUUGCCGCAGGAGUCGCUGAUGUAAUCCCAGCUGUUAUCAAUGAAAGCAUCUCAGAAGAUGGAGAUGGUUGGGACGAGCAGCCGGAUGGACAUCAAGAGCAAGAUAUGCUUGUAAAGGAUGAGUUUGUCUCAGUAUUUUCGGUAGAUGAUACAGGCAACCAGACAACUGUCAUUGAGCCUUUGAGCCAACAAAUGAUUCAGGCAGUGGUAGGGCAGAGUCCAUCGGCCGCAGAUCCAAAUAGUAUAGCCUUGGGUGCGCAAAUCUAUGAAGAUCUUUUAAAUGAAUACAAGGGCAAGGAUAAGACACCGCGUCCAAGGCAGAAAAGGGGAAUAGUUGCAAUGCAGAAGCCAGCAGCAAGGCAAAGGAAGCGAAAGCCUCGCGAGCCAAAACCCAUAAGACCAAAACGCACGAAAGAGGAAAGAAAUCGGAUACGCCGUGAACAGAUCAGAGCGAUGCCCCUUAAUUAUGUGUGCGAUCAGUGCGGCGCAUCCUUUCGCGUCAGAUGCAAUUUAACGAUACACAUGUUGCGCCACACGCGCACAAAGAACUACACAUGCCCCGAAUGCCCGAAGAAAUUCUAUGAUUCGUAUAUGCGAAACAUUCACUUGCGUGUGCGGCACAGAGGCGAGCUACCAUUUACCUGCAAUUUUUGUAAAAAAGCCUUUGGUUCGUCCAAUACUCGUUAUCUGCACGAAAAGAAUGUGCAUGGAGCAUCGCCGCGCAUUCAUCGGAACGAGAAUCGUUUGAACAAGAAACUCGAAUUGAAAGAGGGAGAUCAGCAAUCGCAGGAUGGCCAGAACCAAAAGACAACAGUUCGUCACUUUUGUACGUAUUGUGACAAGAGCUACGCGACAAAAUAUGCACUAAAUUGGCAUAUUAAUCAGCACAUCGGCGUGAAGCCAUUCAAGUGCAAGGUCUGCGAUAUGAGAUUCCCCGAUCCGCAGGCGAAAAAGAAGCACGAAGUGAAACACGACAGCAAACGUCCCUACGAGUGCGAUAUUUGUCUCAAGGGUUUCUAUGUGCGCUGCAAGCUGAAGGAGCAUGAACGAAUCCAUACGGGUGAACGUCCUUAUAGGUGUGACGUUUGCAACGCCUUGUUUCGAUACAAGUUCAAUUUGUAUUCGCAUCAAUUUAGUAAAAUGCAUAAGGAAAAUGUGCAAAAGGUGACAAAGAUGGAAAUUAUUGAGGACUCAAAUUAAACGGGAACGGUAGACUCUCA